Molecule: messenger RNA, 948 nt
Organism: Pipistrellus kuhlii (Kuhl's pipistrelle)
Lineage: Eukaryota; Metazoa; Chordata; Mammalia; Chiroptera; Vespertilionidae
Product: ankyrin repeat domain-containing protein 26
Exons: 4
Coding region: 1-948 (315 amino acids)
Source: RefSeq, a predicted model, not a curated record
AUGUGGGCUGCCAGGUUUCCCUUACAAGAAGAAAAAGAGAAAAGACAAAAAGCUGGUCUAUUACGUGAAAAAAAUAGGGUGCAGUUAACAAAGAAAGAAGAGCACUCUAUUAAAGAAGUUGAAAUACACCCACAACUUGAAACCACCAUUAGAACACAAGAUAUGCCACUUGAGAUUAUAAGAGAGAAUGAGGUUUCUGAGAGUUCUGACAGAGAAAAAAGUCUAUUGCAUGAAAAUCGCAUGUUGUGGGAUGCAAUUGCCAAAUUAACACUGGAUAUGGACACAAUAAAAAAUCGAACCCAGGAAAUGGAAAAAAAAUAUAUUGAGGAAAUUGCAAUUGUCAAAGAAAGAAAUGAUCUUUUUGAAAAGAAAAUAAAAGAAAUGGUAUUUCAACACAAUGCAGAACUUGAAGCUCUGGGAGCUGAGUGUAUAAUGCUAAGCCAUAAACUGGAGAGUGAACAACAAAACAGAGGCAGACUGGAAGCAGAGGUUGAAUCAUACCAGUUUAUGCUGGCUACCAUUGUACAGGAUAAUGAGCAUCGUCAGGCAUCAGAAAGAGACCUACAACUUGCUUCCAAGAUAGCAAGAGAUGAAUGGUUGUGUUUAUGGGACAAAAUUAAUUUUGAAAUGUCUAACCUAAAACGUAAAAAUGAGAUUCUUUCUCAACAACUUUCUAAAGAAGGAGGUAAAAUCAAUAGCGUAGAAAAUGAGCUGCGGCACACAACAGAUGCUCACCAAGAAGGGACAUUGCUUUUAGAAAGAGAUCUCAGUCAAAAACAGUGUCAAACGGAGGAAACUGAACACGGGUAUGAAGAGGAACAAGGUAAAGUGGAUAAAGACAUUGCAAAGCAGGAAUCCUUACUGGAGAGGGUAUCUCACCUGCAGAUGGAAAAUAUGCUGCUUCACCAGCAACUAGAACCAGAUUCUGGAAAUCACAAAAAUAUUUGA